GUCAGCAUCACAAUUAGCAUGUAUGUGUUGAAGCGUGAUCCGCAAACCUGCGACCGUUAAAUUUGGCGAAAUCAAUCAGACGAGACGAGAAUCAACUCAGGACAUCGCUCAAUUCAGCCUCCCGAAAGACCCGAACGCAGCAGCAACAAGCACAACCAUCACCACCACCAUCACCACCACCACACGGCACACCACACGCUCACACAGUAACAUAACACCAACACUGCAGUAUGUGGGACGCCUUUUGCGAAGUUGUGGCUCCUACUCCAAAAAAGCCCAUCACCUCCAAGUUUCAGGCCGCGAACUGUUCACCGCCUGAAGGACAUGCAGACGUGUUCGUGGACGCUGCUAGGGCUGCGAAUUUAGGAAUCGACUCAUCCACACUCUCCACUCUUGACGAUGCCACGAUUACUUACAUGUUCAUGAAAGAUUUUGACAAAACUUUGCUAGAAACCUCGAAAGAACCUCUCACCAAGAAGGAGUGUGGAGAGCUGCUUGUCGACAAGGCGCGAAAGUGCAUCAAACUCCACAACAUCGUGGCUGUCAAAGGAGGAGAUCGAUCCUUUUCAGUCCUACCAGAGAAGCUACACACGUACAAGCAGUUUCUUGAGGAUCACCCUACAUGGAAGUCCGGAAGCAACAACAACGCAAGAACUAUUUUCACGACAAACGAAGGCUUGCAGCCCAUUUACCGAGUGCAGAAAACAGGGCUUUGCACCUGGACUUCUGCCACAUCCGUGAAAGACUACGAUCAUCAGAUCAAAUUCCGAUCACUCUAUGGUGAAUGCCACUAUACGAACAUUUCAAGGUUCAUCCGAAAUCAUUUGGACAAGCGAUCGCUCUGCGAACUCAUUUUCCCAGAGCAUUUUCCCAAUGACGUGUCUCUUCCCCGGAGCCUUAACAACCUGAAAUGUCUUUACAACCAGAAAACACGUUUUUGGACUUGGACCUUUACACCAUUCAUGAAAUCCUCCAUUGGGGAUAGUCUACGGGAUGCUUCACAAGCAUUCAUCGCGACGAGCCCAGGCCUGGUCAGUAACUUUCUCGUGGACGAAGUUUUCAUGAAUUCGGACAGGACUAGUUUUGAGGGACCCGUCACUAUUCAGGACGACAAAAUUGUGGGCGUUCAUUCUCUUAUCCUUGUGGGAGUUCGCACUGAUGAGAAGACGAAAAAAGUCUGGUACAUGCUUCAGAAUUCAUGGAUGGAGAAGCAGUUUGUGGAGGUAGACUUUUCAUAUCUUGCAAGCAUUGCGACCGUGAGUCGCAAUCAUGAACUUGGAGGCCUAAUGAUCACUUUCCCUGAGCCAUGCGCCGAAAAUCAUGAUGAACUUCCAACGGCUAACUCUGGGUUCCAUAGGGGCACACGAUACAUUGAAUCGAGUCCACGACAUAGCUUUUCUGGUGACGAGGCUGACUCGGACAGGCAGGGCAUUGCGGCUGUUGUUACCGGGGACGCAUAUGAGAUUCCCGAGCUUGUGAGUUUCCAAACCUCGAGCUCGUCGCAAAGCGAGUUCUCGGACGAAUACUACACUAUCACAAUCUCCAAGGAUUGGUGUGGCGUCAUAAUGAACUAGCUCCAGGACGGAAUUAGCUUGCGUCUUGCUGAGUUCGGGAUUAACUGUCAAUACGUCCUUCCGAGACGGUGGAUGUAUGUAUAUCCCAUUGCUCGAAUUAUAAAGAAGGACCAAGGGAACACGAGGGGGCCAAGCGUAGCGCGUGAGCCAUUGAUAACCCUACCAAAAAAAUUAAGGUUAUCAAUAGGGCGAAACUAUUAUUACCCCCUCGGGUCUCCCUGGUCCCCCUACUGUUUUUCCUAUAGUGAAACCUGAAAAGGGGGGACCGGGGGACCGGCAUUAAACGGAAUCAAGCUGAAGAGAUAAAGAACGGUACUCAAAGCGGAAUUUCUUGCCGGUCCCCGGGUCCCCUCCUGCAGUAAGGUUAAGGUUAAGCCAUACGGCGAUUGAGUUGCAAGGACCAAGGCAUCCAAUCUCAGCUCACGCGGCGAUUGAGCGUACCCAAACCGUGCCAUUCAACUUCAUGCCAGUCCAUUGCGCAAACCGUGCCAUUCAACUUCAUGCCAGUCCAUUGCGCAAACCGUGCCAUUCAACUUCAUGCCAGCCCAUUGCAAACCGUGCCAUUCAACUUCAU
Seminavis robusta is the source of this 2148-nucleotide messenger RNA. The record is from the annotation of a GenBank genome assembly. NCBI's taxonomy places the organism in Eukaryota, Bacillariophyta, Bacillariophyceae, Naviculales, Naviculaceae.